AUGGCCUCUCCCCCGACAUCCCUCGUUUCCUUCAUUCAAGAGAAACUCGCCUCCGUGCCUCACUCCGAGCUCAUCUCUAACCACAUUCAAACCCUCCUCAACAACGAGCUCGUGCUCGCCUCCUACCAAAAACUCAUGUCCUCCUCGGCCACCGCUCAUCUCGAGCACGCGCGCGUCACCUACCUCGACCCUGUCGUCGACCAACUCCGCACCGCCUACCUCGAUCCCUUCAUCAUCCAGCCUCUUGCAAACCUCCUCACCAACAUGCCGGACCUUUUGUCCGUCUUCGUCCUGUUCCUGGCCCUCUUUAUCUCGCUCAAGAUCCUGGACUACGGGCGCCGAAUGGUCAUGUUCUGGGUCACCCUGGCCCUGCGCUUAGUGUACUGGGGGUUUAUCAUCGGCGCGGGUGUCUACGUUUAUAACGUUGGUUUGGAGAAGGCCGCUCAGGAUCUGGGCUGGUUUUAUGGAAUUAUUAAGGGCGCCGCGGAGAGCUUCCAGAAUGGCGCGGAGGGGCAGCGACAAUCGCCCGGCGGGUAUUCUUACAGGGAUAAUCAGGUCCGGGUGUGA
Molecule: messenger RNA, 567 nt
Organism: Aspergillus affinis
Lineage: Eukaryota; Fungi; Ascomycota; Eurotiomycetes; Eurotiales; Aspergillaceae
Product: Apq12 family protein
Exons: 2
Coding region: 1-567 (188 amino acids)
Source: RefSeq, a predicted model, not a curated record